UUUAACUUCUAAGGUUGAUAAACUUCUGGAACUAGCUUUAUUGUUUUCAUAUUUCACAAGAAAUAUACUUGAACGAUAUGAACAAAAAGGUUUUAACAUUAUAAACAGUAACAAAAUGGCAACAGGUUCAUUGUCUUCAGUUCCAAAACGUUUGCGUAUGGUUGAAGACUUUUCUUGCACAUGUUGUUUAGAGCAGAAUCUUACGGAAUCUGCAGACAUUUAUUGUGAACAAUGUUUAAGGUUUUAUUGUAAAAAAUGUGUUAUCCUGCAUAGUCAGUUGUUUACAAAACAUAUGACAUGUGGAAGGGAGGAUAUUAAAAAAUGGCCAGUUUCUAAGGCGGUGGAAGAUUUUCUCAGGAAGUGUGAGGUGCAUGCGGAUGAAUCACUGACACAGUUUUGCCAUGACCACGGUCAGCUGUGCUGCUCUGCAUGUGUUGGAACAAUUCACAGCCAGUGCAGUAAAGUGACCCAGAUUUCGGAGCUGACCAACUCGCAGCCCACUGGCCUGGAGGGGAUGUCAGUGGAGCUGGAAACUGUCCUGGGGGAAAUUAAAACCCUGCAGAUCAGUCAGAAGGCCAGCAUUCAGUCAUUGCAGAAAACAUACAAGGAACAUAGUGCAGUUAUGAUAGAGCAAAUGCGUGGCAAUUUAAAUACUUAUAUAGAUGAAUGUGAUAAUAGUUCUGUGGGUACAUCAGGCGGAAAUGAGCAAUAUUUAAAAGAAGAGAUGUGUAGGAGUGUUCUCUCUAUCGUGAAUGAAUUUGAUAAUAUUACUGCGAAGGAACUUAACGAGAUGAAAGAUGAAGUUAUAAGCAUUAAAGGGUCAGUUACAAGUUCUAUUCAUAAAUGCACCACUCUUCACAAUGACUUGUCACAAUUCCAUGAACUUGUUCAGAAAAUUGGAGAUAAUAAGGAGCUCUGUCUUAUAGCCAGCAUAAAAUGUAAGCAUAUAAUACAGCAGGCAUUGACUCUGCUAGGAAAGUCAGGCAAGGCGUUUAACAUCCAGCGGAAGUCUGUGCACAAUGUGAGAAUACCAAGUGAUUCAUAUGAAUGUAGUAUUGAAGGCAUUUGUGUUCUGACUGAUGGGCAGGUGCUGGUCAGAGACUCGAAGAAUAAGAGGAUCAAGCUGCUGAACCAGCAGUACCAGGUGGUGAAUCACUGGGAUGUGACUGCUGGGCCAUGGGACAUAUGUUUGAUCACAUCCAGUGAGGUUGCAGUGGCUGUGAAUGACCAUGAUAGCAAGAUACAUGAGGUCCAGUUUAUCACUGUCAACCAGGGAAAGCUUGUCUCUGGCAGGAAGUUUCAGUUACAACAUGAAUGUACAUGUAUUACCCAUCACCAAGGAGACCUUUUUGUCACCUCUGGUAAAGAAUUGUACAAAUACUCACUGAAUGGCAAACAGCUCUGCAGACUCUACCAAGAUAGAUCAGCUGAUUUGCCAGGUGGACAGGGAGGGGAAGAGUAA
Dreissena polymorpha is the source of this 1462-nucleotide messenger RNA. RefSeq lists its product as uncharacterized. Bases 116 to 1462 code for a protein of 448 amino acids. The record is from RefSeq and is a predicted model, not a curated record. Gene Ontology annotation, molecular function: zinc ion binding. The transcript has 3 exons. Lineage: Eukaryota; Metazoa; Mollusca; Bivalvia; Myida; Dreissenidae.